This is a messenger RNA of Gymnodraco acuticeps, 15531 nucleotides long. RefSeq names its product neuroblast differentiation-associated protein AHNAK-like. The record is from RefSeq and is a predicted model, not a curated record. Bases 72 to 14633 code for a protein of 4853 amino acids. Gene Ontology annotation, biological process: regulation of RNA splicing; peripheral nervous system myelin maintenance. Gene Ontology annotation, cellular component: cytoplasm; nucleus. Gene Ontology annotation, molecular function: protein binding. The transcript is spliced from 7 exons. Lineage: Eukaryota; Metazoa; Chordata; Actinopteri; Perciformes; Bathydraconidae.
CCUCCUUCCCUUCAGCCUGCACGUCCCAGGACUUCAUCUCUGCUGCCGGCGUUUCCACCACCGCUGCCAUCAUGUGCGACUGUUUCCACCUGGCCCUUCCUAACUGGCACGCCGCCUCUUCAGGGACGGGUGCUGGUCGGAGGCUAAGAGCACCAGAGCCUGGUACAGAGGACGAUUCAACAUGUGACGAGCCAUCUCAGUUCACAGAGAGAGAGCGACCACGGCCUCAAGGGUCCUCCCCCGUCGAGGAGUAUCCUGAAACGGAAAAAUACACCGACAGUGACAAAGAGUGUGAAGCAGAGCAUGACCCAUACCACAAAAGUGGGAGUGGAAAGAAAAGUAAAAAGUCUGGGCUCGGGUCGAUGUUUGAAAAGCGCUCAACUCCAAAGAUGAGUAAACUGAAGGAAGACCACAGCCCUGAGUCUGGGGUGAUGGUGAAAACAGCCCAAGAUGGAUGUUCAGAGGGUCUUGUUUACGGUGGAGGAGGGAGAGAGGGAAUAUUCAUAAAAGAAGUGGUACCAGAGUCACCUGCCUCAAAUCUGAAACUAAAAGAGGGUGAUCGAAUUCUGAGUGCCACUGUUUAUUUUGACAACAUGUCAUACGAGGACGCCAUUCAGAUUCUGGAGCACGCUCAGGCUUACAAAGUAAAGCUCUGCUUGAAACGCACACCAGUCAUCACAGAGACGGAACCGGUCACCAAAUCUGACGUCAUCCCUGAAGAAGAUGUCUACGCUCCAGAGAUGAGAGAGAAUGGAAAAACCAAAAGGCGUAGUGAUGCCCGCAUUUCUUGGCCUAAGUUUCCCUCCUUUGGAAAAGGAAAAAAAAAGUCUCGCUUUUCAAGGUCUCACAGCUCCUCAGAGGCUGAGGAGCAAAGAAAGCUUGAGCUUAGCCCCACUACAAGCGAUACGGAGUCCCCUAUAAAGUCUCAGGAUGCCCUGAAGGGCAAGAAGAAGAAUAAAAUAAAGCUUCCUCUUUUGUCAAAGAGAGGUCGCAUAAGUUCAUCUGAAGACCAGGACACAGAUGCACCGACAACUGCGCAGUUGGUUUCCCCUGAGACCCUUGAAAGUCCCUCAGGAGAAACACCUCAGGUCUAUGUGACAGAGGAGCUAAAGGUAGUUGAAGACUUAAGAUGGGAGGAAAAAGAGCCUAAAACUGUUCAACACAAGGUGGAACUCAUCACUAUAGAUAGCACUUUGAAAACAGAAGAUCUAACCUUGGCUCUAGCAGGUAAAGAAAGCUCCUCUGGUGUCAAGUCCCCUGAUGGGAAGAAAAAGAAGAAAGAGUGCUCUGAAUUAAAAAUGAAAAUUUUGGGGAAGGAUAAAUCACACAAGAAGGAUGCAAAGGCAAAAUCCUCACCAAAAAGGCUGAAAACGCUUGGGGCAAGUAUUGAAACAGCAGACCAAUCUGAAAAUAAGAAAGGAGAUCAACCAGCACUUGAUGCCAAUACCCAAAUAAUCAGCAGUGAUUGCUCAAGGGUAAUCCAAGCCAAAUCAGAGGGAAUAAAUGUACCAAAGGUGGAACUUGAAGUAUCUGAUGUUACACUGAUACAAAAAUCUCCACAGAAAGUUGAAGAAAAAACUAAGACAGGCAAGGACAUUAAACAGAAACAAGAAAUAAAGACAGGUCCAACAUUUAAAAUGCCUAAAAUAGGUUUUAGUGACAUUGCAAAAGUUGAUGUAAAUGUUGGAGAAUGCACAACUAAAACUGAGCAGCUUACUACUGAGGGUACAGAAGAGAAAGUAGAUCCUUAUGACCAACUGUCAAAACGUAUUUCCAAAACAAAACUUCCAAAACGUGAAGACAUUGAGAUUCCAGGUAUGGAGGACAUGUCUAUGAGAACCACAGCCAAAGGAAUUAAAGUGCCUAAAGCUGUCUUUACAGGCCAUUAUGAAAAGAUUCAAGCUGAAACUGUACAAAUGUUGAUUGAUGUGGACAGCGUGAAAGAGGCAGUUUCUAAAUUGCCUGGAUUUAAGCUGCCUAAGGUUGACACAAGUGGAAUGCUUAUUCCAGAAGAAAUUACUGUUAUAGAUGCAAAUGCACAGAGAAUAUCAGUGAAAACACCGACUAAAACGAAACGUGGCGCACACUUCAGUAAGGCGGACAUCACUGCCACUCAUGAAAUCUCCAAAACAACAAUCAAACUCCCAAAGAUCACACCAUCUUAUCUUAAUUCAGAGGAACUUGUAAUGGAGACCAAGGUAGAUCUUAAAAAAACUGAAAAGGAAUACAAAACUGAGCCUAAACAAAGUGGCGAAGCGGUAAAUAAAAGAGAACAUAUCAUAAUCCCUGGAAAGGAAAGUGAACAAGAAGUGGUGAAUCUUCUGACACAAGAAACACAAGACGACAAAUCAAAGAACGCAAAGAAAAAGAUGCCGAGCUUUGGGAUUGGAAAACCAGAAAUAAAAAUCCCGGAUGUUGGAAUUCACUUUCCAAAACAAAAUAUCUCUGAGCAAAAAGGUGACAACGUAAAAGGCGAAAGGACUAUAUUCCUCCAAGAAGUACAAAUAUCAAAGACAAACACAAGUACGAAGAUUGGAGAAGUCACAUCUGAUGUCAAAGUACCGGAAAUUGAAGGCAUUGAAUACAUUGAUUCAGCUGAUGGAUCACCAGCCAGAAAUGAAAGUGGCAUUGGGUUUACAGGUUUUGAUGUUAAUCUCGAUGCUGCAGGCCCAAAGGUUGAGCACACAUUAAAACUGCCCAAAUUUGGAGCAGCAACUCCGAUCGUCAGCCAAAAUGUGCCCGAUGCAGACAAGGAUAUAAAUAUUGAUGGGGCUGAGACAAAAAUACUUGAAAAUGAGGAAAAAAGUGGCAAGUUCAAAAUGUCAAAUGUUGGCAUCUCCAUGCCAAAAAUGAAAGAUCCUAAAAUUGAUUUAAGCCUAUCAAAAAAAGACGUAGAUGUCACACUACCAGAACCUAAAACUGAGAUUAAACACCAAGACAUUUCUGAGGUUGACAUCAAUGUAGAGGCUUCUAUACAAGAGCGAAAGAUGGAGGUCAAAAAACCUGAAGUGGAAAUCCAACCAAGGCAGCCUGAAGGUGAACUUGAUGGACAAGGAAGCAAGUUCAAGAAACCAAAGUUUGGAAUCGCGACUGCAAAAGUAAAAGGACCUGAAAUUCACUUUGGCUUAUCAAACAAAGACCGAGAUAUGACACUUCCUGAAGCCAAGGCUGAAGUAAAAGUCCUUGAUGCUCCUGAAAUUGAUUUCAGUCUUGGAAAAGCUGAUGUUUCUUUUCCAACGUGGAAAACGGAAGUUCCUUCAGUAGAUAUGAAAACUACAGGAACUGAAGAGGACGGGAAAGGAAGCAAAUUUAAAAUGCCACAUCUUAGUUUCUCUAUGUCAAAAGUGAAAGCACCUAAAAGUGAUUUAAGCUUACCAAAGACAGAAGUAGAUGUUCAAUUACCAGAGACAAAAGCUGAUGUAAAACUUCCAGGGGUUGAUGUUGGAAAAGUAGAUGUUUCAAUUCCAGAGGUUAAGAUGGAGGUUAGAAAACAUGAAACUGAAAUGCAGUUAUUGCCUGGUGAAGUUGAACUUGUUGGACAGAGUGAAAAGUUCAAAAUGCCAAAGUUUCAAAUCAAAAUACCAAACGUAAAAGGGCCAGAAUUUGACUUGAGCUCAUCGAGGAAAGACGUUGAUGUCUCAUUACCCCAGUCCAAAGUUGAGGUAAAACACUCAGAUGUCCCUAAAGUUGAUGUCAGUUUUGAAAAAGCACACAUUUUGAUGCCGGAUGCAAAGGCCAAAGUUAAAGAAAUUGAUCUUGAAAUGAAAGCUUUGCAGACUGAACCUGAAGGACAAGGAUAUAAGUUCAAAAUGCCAAAGUUUGGAAUUUCCAUUCCAGAGGUAAAGGGACCUGCAUUUCAUCUAGGCUUAUCAAAGAAAGAUGUAGAUGUCACACUGCCAGAAGCCAAAGUUGAGUUCAACCUCCCUGAAGUAAAACCAAAACUACCUUCUGCUGAAAUGCCUAGAGUCAAAGGGCCAUAUGUAGAUUCAAGCUUAUCAAAGAAAGACACAGAUAUUACAUUUACAGGGACCAAAGCUGAAAUCAAAUUCCCAAAGGCCCCUAAAAUGGAUGUCAGUAUUGAAAAAGCAGAGGUUUUCAUUUCAGAGGCAAAGGUGGAAGUAAAGAAACCUGAAAAGGAAAUAAAACUUUCCCAGACUGGAAUUGAACUUGAAGGAAACAGAGGCAAGUUCAAAAUACCAAAGUUUGGAAUCACAAUGCCAACAUUUGAAGGACCUGAGAUUGAUUCAACCAUCUCAAAGACAAAUAUAGAUGUGAAAAUACCAGAGGCCAAAGCUAAGGUUGAACUCCCAGAAGCUCCUAAAAUUGCUGUGGAAAUGAAACCACCAGAGUACGAGUCAGAAAGGGAUGGGAAAGGAAGCAAGUUCAAUAUGCCAAAGUUUGGAAUUUCAAUGCCAAAAGUAAAGGGACCUCAAAUUGAUUUAAGCAUUCCAAAGAAAGAUAAAGAUAUGACUCUACCAGAGGCUAAAACUGAAGUUAAACUCCCAGAUGUUCCUAAAAUUGAUGUGGAUAUUAAGGUGCCAGAGUGUGAAGCUGAAAUGGAUGUGCAAGGAAGCAAGUUCAAAAUGCCUAAGUUUGGAAUCACAUUUCCAAAAGUAAAAGGACCUGAGAUUGACUUAAGCAUUUCAAAGAAAGAUGUAGAUGUGACUCUACCAGAGGCUAAAGCUGAAGUUGAUCUCCCAGAAGCUCCUAUAAUUGAUGUGGAUAUGAAAGCACCAGAGUGUGAAGCAGAAAUGGAUGUACAAGAAAGCAAGUUUAAAAUGCCAACGUUUGGAAUGAAAAUGCCAAAAGUAAAAGGACCUCAAAUUGAUUUAAGCUUCUUAAAGAAAGACGUAGAUGUGACAAUACCGGAGGCUAAAGCGGAGGUUGAACUUUCAGGAGCUCCUCCAAUCGCGGUGGACAUGAAACUACCAGAGGGAGAAGCAGAAAUGGAUGGACAAGGAAGCAAGUUCAACAAGCCAAAGUUUGGAAUAUCAAUGCCAAAAGUUAAAGGAUCUGAAACUGAUUUCAGCUAUUUCAGUAUCACAAUACCAGAAAACAAACUCCCCGAUGUUGAACUAAAACAACCUUCUGCUAAAGUGGAAAUCAAAGCACCUGAAAUUGAAGCUCAAGGAAGCAGUAAGAAAGGGUCACCUUCAAAAUUUAAAAUGCCCACAUUUAAUUUUCCUAAAUUUGGGGCUGCCACUCCAAAUCUCAGCGCUGAAGUACCUGAUAUAGAAAAAGAAAUCAAAAUUGAUGGCGCAGACUUGCGCAUAGCUGUGCCCCACACAGAUGUUGAUGCACCAGACGUUAAAGCAGAGGUCCGGCUGCCAGAGAUUGAAGUCAAACAUAUUUUAGGCACUGUUGUGAUAGAGCAACAGCCAGAGGUUGAGAUUGAUGCAAAAUUGAAAAAGCGAAGGUUUUCAAUGCCCAGAUUCUCUUUUUCAAAAGGAAGUGUUAAGGCCCCAGAAGUUGAUGCAAACGUUCAGGAUGUGAAUGUGGCAAUUCCAGAAGGAAAAGUUGAAGUGAAAGUAGGGGAAGUUGAAACAAAACUACCAGAAUGUGAAGCAGAUGUUGACAGGAAGGGAAGCAAGUUUAAAAUGUCGACAUUUGGAAUCACAAUGCCAAAGGUAACAGGAACUGAGAUUGAUUUGAGCUUAUCAAAGAAAGAUGUAGACAUCAAGCUCCCAGAAGCCAAAGCUGAAGUUCAACUACCAGAAAUCAAAAUAAAACAACCAUCUGCUUCCGUGGAAAUUAAAGCUCAUGAGAUUGACAGGAAAAAAAUAGGUGAUGUUGAAGGAUCACUGUCAAAACCUAAAAUGCCAACAUUUACAGUACCCACAUUUGGAGCUGCUACUUCAAAGGUCAGUGUGGACAAACCUGAUCUGGAUUUACACAUUGACGGAGCUACAGUUGAUGUCACGGCACCCAGCAUUGACACUGAAGACCUAUCUGUAGAUAUCAAAGCUAAAGAAAGUGACAUUGAAAGAUUGGGAAGCAAGUUCAAAAUGCCAAAGUUUGGCAUCUCAAUGCCCAGAGUUAAAGGACCUGAGCUUGAUUCAAGUUUAUCAAAGAAGGAUUUAGAAGUCACAUUACCAAAAGCCAAAGCUGAAAUCAACCUGGCCAGUGUUGAAAUCACACAACCUGAAGUGGAAAUCAAAGCUCCUGAGAUCAAGGUUGCAACAAAGGAUAAAGAAGGAUCACCAUCAAAAUUCAAGAUGCCGACGAUCAAAUUACCAACAUUUGGUGUUAAUAUUCCAAGUGCCACUGUGGAAGUAUCAGAAAAGGACAAAGACAUCAGAAUUGAUGGAGCUGACAUUACAAUUCCUGAAGAAGUGCUUGCAGUUCAUAUUACAGCACCCAUUGUUGACACUGAAGACCCAUCCAUAGUUAUCAAAACUGAAGGGAAAGAAAGCAAGUUUAAACUACCAAGCCUUGGUUUUUCUGGGCCUCAAAUUAAACAGCCAGACCUUGAUUUAGGUUUAGAAAAGAAAGAUAUGCAUGUGACUCUACCAGCCAAAGCUGAGGUCAACCUCCCUGAUGUUGGCUUGAAAGAACCUUCGGCCCAGGUAGACAUUAAAGGUCCUCAGAUCAAGAUGGGACAAAAGGGUACAGAAGGAUCACCAUCAAGAUUUAAGAUGCCAUCAUUUAAAUUACCUAAAUUUGGAGUUGGUACUUCAAGUGCUACUGUAGAAGUACCAGAUACGGACAGAGACAUUACAAUUGAUGGAACUAACAUUACAAUUUCUGGAGAAGUUCUAGCAGUUGACAUUGCAGGGUCCAGUAUUGAAACUAAAGUCCCAUCAGUAGAUAAAACAGAAACCCAACAGGAGCAAAAAGGAAGCAACUUUAAACUACCAAGUCUUGGUUUUUCCGGGCCUCAAAUCAAACUGCCUGAUAUGGAUUUAAGCUUAUCACAGAAAGACAUACAUGUGACUCAACCAGAAGCAACAGCUGAUGUCAAACUCCCUGACGUUGGACUGAAAAAACCUUCUGCUGAGGUGGAACUCAAAGGUUCUGAGAUCAAAGUUGUAAAGAAAGGAUCAGACGGAUCGACAUCAAAAUUUAAGAUGCCAACAUUCAAACUACCCAAAUUUGGAGUUAGUACUUCAAGUGCUGCCGUAGAGGUGCCGAAUACAGACAAAGAAAUCAAAAUCGAUGGAGCUGACAUUAAAAUUCCUGAAGAGGUGCUCGCAGUUCACAUUCAAGCACCAAGCAUUGACACUGAAGGCCCAUCAAUAGAUAUUAAAACGACAGGAACUGAACAUGGAGAGAAAGGAAGCAAGUUUAAACUACCGAGCCUUGGUUUUUCCGGGCCUCAAAUCAAACGUCCUGACAUUGAUUUAAGCUUUUCAAAGAAAGAUGUUGAUGUUACACUACCAGAGGCAAAAGCUGAAGUCAAACCCCAUCAAUUUGGAUUAAAAGAAACUACUGCUGACAUUGAAAUGAAAAGUCCUGAGAUUAAGGUUGAGCCAAAGGGUAAAGAAGGAUCACCAUCAAAAUUUAAGAUGCCAUCAUUCAAAUUGCCAACAUUUGGCAUUGGUCUUCCGAGUGCCACUGUCGCAUUGCCCGAUACGGACACAGACAUAAAUAUCGAUGGAUCUGACAUAACAAUUCCUGAAGAGGUGCUUUUAGUUCACAUUACAGCUCCCAGCAUUGAAAAUGAAGGCCCAAAAGUCGAUAUUAAAACUACAGGAACUGAACAUGAAGGAAAAGGAAGCAAGUUUAACAUGCCAAGCUUUGGUUUUUCCGGGCCUUCAAUCAAACGUCCUGAAAUUGAUUUAAGCUUUUCAAAGAAGGAAUUCGAUGUGACACUACCAGAAACAAAAGCUGAAGUCGAACUCCCUAAGGUUGGACUUAAAGAAAAUCUUGCUGAAGUGGAAAUUAAAAGUCCUGAGAUUAAGGUUGAGCCAAAGGGUAAAGAAGGGUCACCAUCAAAAUUUAAGAUGCCAUCAUUCAAAUUACCAAAAUUUGGCAUUGGUCUUCCGAGUGCCACUGUGGCAUUGCCCGAUACGGACACAGACAUACAAAUCGAUGGAUCUGACAUAACAAUUCCUGAAGAGGUGCUUUCAGUUCACAUUACAGCUCCCAGCAUUGACAAUGAAGGCCCAAAAGUCGAUAUUAAAACUACAGGAACUGAACAUGAAGGAAAAGGAAGCGAGUUUAACAUGCCAAGCUUUGGUUUUUCCGGGCCUUCAAUCAAACGUCCUGAAAUUGAUUUAAGCUUUUCAAAGAAGGAAUUCGAUGUGACACUACCAGAGACAAAAGCUGAAGUCGAACUCCCUAAGGUUGGACUUAAAGAAAAUCUUGCUGAAGUGGAAAUUAAAAGUCCUGAGAUUAAGGUUGAGCCAAAGGGUAAAGAAGGGUCACCAUCAAAAUUUAAGAUGCCAUCAUUCAAAUUACCAAAAUUUGGCAUUGGUCUUCCGAGUGCCACUGUGGCAUUGCCCGAUACGGACACAGACAUAAAAAUCGAUGGAUCUGACAUAACAAUUCCUGAAGAGGUGCUUUCAGUUCACAUUACAGCUCCCAGCAUUGACAAUGAAGGCCCAAAAGUCGAUAUUAAAACUACAGGAACUGAACAUGAAGGAAAAGGAAGCGAGUUUAACAUGCCAAGCUUUGGUUUUUCUGGGCCUUCAAUCAAACGUCCUGAAAUUGAUUUAAGCUUUUCAAAGAAGGAAUUCGAUGUGACACUACCAGAAACAAAAGCUGAAGUCGAACUCCCUAAGGUUGGAUUUAAAGAAAAUCUUGCUGAAGUGGAAAUUAAAAGUCCUGAGAUUAAGGUUGAGCCAAAGGGUAAAGAAGGGUCACCAUCAAAAUUUAAGAUGCCAUCAUUCAAAUUACCAAAAUUUGGCAUUGGUCUUCCGAGUGCCACUGUGGCAUUGCCCGAUACGGACACAGACAUAAAAAUCGAUGGAUCUGACAUAACAAUUCCUGAAGAGGUGCUUUCAGGUCACAUUACAGCUCCCAGCAUUGACAAUGAAGGCCCAAAAGUCGAUAUUAAAACUACAGGAACUGAACAUGAAGGAAAAGGAAGCAAGUUUAACAUGCCAAGCUUUGGUUUUUCCGGGCCUUCAAUCAAACGUCCUGAAAUUGAUUUAAGCUUUUCAAAGAAGGAAUUCGAUGUGACACUACCAGAAACAAAAGCUGAAGUCGAACUCCCUAAGGUUGGACUUAAAGAAAAUCUUGCUGAAGUGGAAAUUAAAAGUCCUGAGAUUAAGGUUGAGCCAAAGGGUAAAGAAGGGUCACCAUCAAAAUUUAAGAUGCCAUCAUUCAAAUUACCAAAAUUUGGCAUUGGUCUUCCGAGUGCCACUGUGGCAUUGCCCGAUACGGACACAGACAUAAAAAUCGAUGGAUCUGACAUAACAAUUCCUGAAGAGGUGCUUUCAGUUCACAUUACAGCUCCCAGCAUUGACAAUGAAGGCCCAAAAGUCGAUAUUAAAACUACAGGAACUGAACAUGAAGGAAAAGGAAGCGAGUUUAACAUGCCAAGCUUUGGUUUUUCCGGGCCUUCAAUCAAACGUCCUGAAAUUGAUUUAAGCUUUUCAAAGAAGGAAUUCGAUGUGACACUACCAGAAACAAAAGCUGAAGUCGAACUCCCUAAGGUUGGACUUAAAGAAAAUCUUGCUGAAGUGGAAAUUAAAAGUCCUGAGAUUAAGGUUGAGCCAAAGGGUAAAGAAGGGUCACCAUCAAAAUUUAAGAUGCCAUCAUUCAAAUUACCAAAAUUUGGCAUUGGUCUUCCGAGUGCCACUGUGGCAUUGCCCGAUACGGACACAGACAUAAAAAUCGAUGGAUCUGACAUAACAAUUCCUGAAGAGGUGCUUUCAGUUCACAUUACAGCUCCCAGCAUUGAAAAUGAAGGCCCAAAAGUCGAUAUUAAAACUACAGGAACUGAACAUGAAGGAAAAGGAAGCAAGUUUAACAUGCCAAGCUUUGGUUUUUCCGGGCCUUCAAUCAAACGUCCUGAAAUUGAUUUAAGCUUUUCAAAGAAGGAAUUCGAUGUGACACUACCAGAAACAAAAGCUGAAGUCGAACUCCCUAAGGUUGGACUUAAAGAAAAUCUUGCUGAAGUGGAAAUUAAAAGUCCUGAGAUUAAGGUUGAGCCAAAGGGUAAAGAAGGGUCACCAUCAAAAUUUAAGAUGCCAUCAUUCAAAUUACCAAAAUUUGGCAUUGGUCUUCCGAGUGCCACUGUGGCAUUGCCCGAUACGGACACAGACAUAAAAAUCGAUGGAUCUGACAUAACAAUUCCCGAAGAGGUGCUUUCAGUUCACAUUACAGCUCCCAGCAUUGAAAAUGAAGGCCCAAAAGUCGAUAUUAAAACUACAGGAACUGAACAUGAAGGAAAAGGAAGCAAGUUUAACAUGCCAAGCUUUGGUUUUUCCGGGCCUCAAAUCAAACGUCCUGACAUAGAUUUAAGCUUUUCAAAGAAGGAAGUCGAUGUAACACUACCAGAAACAAAAGCUGAAGUCAAACUCCCUGUAGUCAAACUUAAAAAAACAUCUGCUGAAGUGGAAAUUAAAGCUCCAGAGAUUAAGAUUGCGACAAAGGGAAAAGAAGGAUCACCAUCAAAAUAUAAGAUGCCAACAUUCAAAUUACCAACAUUUGGAGUUGGUACUCCGAGUGCUACCAUACAAGUGCAAGACAGAGACAUCAAAAUCAAUGGAGCAGACGUUACAAUUCCUGAAGAGGUUCUUUCAGUUCACAUUGCAGCACCCAACAUUGAAACUGAAGGCCCAUCAAUAGAUAUUAAAACAAAAGGAACUGAACCUGAAGGAAAAGGAAACAAGUUUAAAAUGCCAAGCCUUGGUUUUUCUGGACCUCAAAUUAAACGGCCGGACAUUGAUAUAAGCUUAUCAAAGAAGGCCGUAGAUGUGACUCUACCAGAAGCCAAAACUGAAGUCAACCUCCCCCAAGUUGAAAUAAAAGAAGAAUCAAAAGCUGAAGUCAAACGUCCUGAUGUUGAAACAAUAGAGGGUGAUGCCAAGUUGAAAAAGUCAAGUUGGACAAUGCCAAGAUUUUCCUUUUCAACGGCAAGCGUUAAGGCACCUGAGGCUGAUGUUAACGCUGAUGCCCCAAAGGCUGACGUUACACUACCAGAGGUCAAAACAGACGUACAUAUCCCAGAUAUUGAUAUCAAAGAAACCUCAGGUAUUUCAAUGGAGGGGGCACAUUCCACAGAUAUAGAUGCCAAAAUGAAGAAGACAAGGUUCUCAUUACCCAGAUUUUCAUUUUCAAAGCAAGGUUCUAAAGAGUCUAAAGUUGAUGUCAGUGUCCCAAACGUUGAUGUUUCUCUUCCAGAAGGGAAUGUGGAAGGUAAACACCCUGCUGUUGAAGUGAAGCCACAAAAAGGUGAUGUAGAAUUACAGGGGCAGGAAAGCAAGUUUAAAAUGCCAAAGUUUGGCAUCUCAAUGCCCAAAGUAAAAGGACCUGAAUUUGAUUCAAGUGUAUCAAAGAAAGAUUUCGAAGUGACAUUACCUGAAACUAAAGCUGAAAUUAACCUGCCCAAUGUUGAAGUCAAAGGACCUGAAGUUGAAAUACAAGCUGCAACAAUGAAUACUGAAGGAUCACCAUCAAAAUUUAAGAUGCCUACAUUCAAUUUACCAACAUUUGGAGUCGGUAUUCCAAGUGCCUCGGUUGAAGUGCCCGAUACAGACAAAGUCAUCAGAAUUGAUGGAACUGAUAUAACAAUUCCUGAAAAGGUUCUUGCAGUUCACAUCACAUCACCCAGCCUUGACACUGAAGGCCAAUCAAUAGAACAUGAAGUAAAAGGCAGCAAGUUUAAACUGCCAAGUCUUGGCUUUUCUGGGCCUCAAACCAAACGGCCUGGCAUUGAUUUAAGCUCAUCAAAAAAAGACGUAAAUGUGACUCUACCAGGAGCCAAGGCUAAAGUCAAACUUCCUGAAGCCCGACUGAAAGAUCCUUCCACUGAAGUGGAAAUGAAAGGUCCUGAGAUCAAGAUUGCAACACAGGGUACAGAAGGAUCACCAUCAAAAUAUAAAAUGCCAACAUUCAAGUUACCAAAGUUUGGAGUUGGUACUCCAAGUGCUACCGUGAAAGUGCCUGAGACUGACUUCAAACUUGAUGGAGCUGACAUUCCUGAAGAGGAUCUUGCAGUUCACAUUGCAAAAGCCAGCCUUGACAAUGAAGGCCCAUCAAUAGAUAUUAAGACCACAGGAACUAAACAUGAAGGAAAAGAAAGCAAGUUUAAACUACCAAGUCUCAGCUUUUCUGGGCCUCAAAACAAAUGUCUUGACAUUGAUUUAAGCUUAUCAAAGGUUGAUGGAGAUGUUACUUUACCAGAAGCCAAAGCUGGAGUCAAACUCCCUCAUGUUGAACUCAAGGAAUCUUCUGCUAAAGUGGAAAUUAAAGCUCCUAAAAUUGAUGUCCAGACAAGUAAUGUUGAAGGAUCACCAUCUAAAUAUAAGAUGCCCACAUUCAAAUUACCGAAAUUCGGAGUUAGUACUCCAAGUGCCACAGUAGAAGGGCCCAAUACAGACAUUAACAUUCCCGAAGAGGUGCUUUCAGUUCACAUCACAGCACCAAGUAUUGACACUGAAGGCCCAUCAAUCAAUAUUAAAACUACAGGAACUGAACAUGAAGGAGAGGGAAGCAAGUUUAAACUACCAAGUUUCGGUUUUUCUGGGCCUCAAGUCAAGCAGCCUGACAUUGAUAUAAGUUUAUCAAAGAAAGAUGUAGAUGUAAUUUUACCUGAAACUAAAGCUGAAGCCAAAGAAACUGAAGGUGUCAUUUCAGUGCCAGAUGCACCGACAGUUGACAUUGAUACCAAAAAACAAGCAACAUGGGCAUUUCCAAGAUUUUCAUUUUCAAGGUCAGCUGGUAAAGCCUCUGACGAUGAACCUGAAACACCCAAAGUGGAUGUCACAUUACCAAAGGCAGAAGCAGAAGUCCAAGGAGGACUAUCAGGGGCCGUUUCAAUAGAAGAGCCUCCUGCUGCAGAACUUGAUCCAAACUUGAAAAAAAGACAGUUUUCCCUACCCAGAUUUUCUUUUUCGAGGUCAAGUGUUAAAGAACCCGCGGUAAGUGCUGAGCUACCACAUGUUGAUGUUUCUCUUUCGGAAGGAGAAGUGAUAGUCAAGCAACCUGAAAUGAAAAUAAAAGCUCCUGAGCUUGAAGCUGAACAUGAUGGACAAGGAAGCACAUUUCAAUUACCAAAGUUUGGCAUUGCUCUACCAAAGGUAAAAGGAUCCGAAGAUAUCAAUGCAUCACAGAAAAACGUAGAUAUCACUGUGGCGGAUGUAAAAGCCAAAGUCACACUUCCAGAUAUUGAAGCCAAAGAAUAUUCAGCCAGUGUGGAAAUGAAAGAUUCUGAGAUUGAAGCUCAGUCAAAAGGUGUUGGAGGAUUGUCAUUAAAAUUGAAAAUGCCAACAUUGAAAAUGCCGAAAUUCGAAGUUGCUACCCAUGAUGUCACUGUAAAAGCACCGGAUUCAGACAAAGUAGAUGAAACGGAUGGGGCUAAACAUAAGGAGGACAUUACUCUCAUCAUCAAAGGUCCAAGUGUUGAUAUUAAAACGGAUGAGACUGGCAGCGUGGAUCUUGGAUCUCCAAGUAAAUUUAAAUUACCAUCAUUUAAACUGCCAAAGCUGAGCUUUUCAAUACCCAACGCUGAAGGUGAUGUUCCAGUUGACACUGAAUCCAAAGAAGAUCAGCUGAAAAUUGAAGUUGAUCCAAAAGGAGAGAGUAAAUCACAAAAAGUGACUUUGACAUCAUUUGGUGAGAUCAUCAAGAAUUUUGAUGUUGAAAUUGAUGCUGCAAAACCUGAAGAACAACUUGAAACUUUAAAAGAAGUUCAAGAAACAGUGGAACCAAAUGGAAAGCAGCCAGAGGCAAAGGAAAAAGAAACAAAGCAAGAUACUACUAAAAGUCCUGAGAGGACAAGUUGGCUUAAAUUCCCCAGGUUUGGACUGUCUUCCCCAUCAGAGCCUGCCAAGACCGUUGAAAAAGAGGAGCAGAAGGAUGAAAAGAGCCCAGUAGGGGAAACAUCGGAUGAGGAAAUAAGUCCCACGUCUUCAGUCCAGUCAUCAGACGCCUUUGCUGAUAUUAGCUCUGCAAUGACUAGUGAGCAUCUUGGCCUGUCCUUAUCAUCUCCAACAAAGGUGGUCACAGUCAAAUUCUCUGAUCCCAACGUUGCUUCAGGUCUUGGUGAGAUGCAUAGUAACAUUAUUACUUCUACCACAAGGACUGAGAUUAUCUCGGUUGAGCCGAAAUUGCCUGAGAAAAUCACCAUUUUGUCGUCUGGAGCUUCUUCUUCAUCGGAAGACACGCUCAGACUGGAUUCAGGAAAAUUACAUGUCUUCACAUCAAAUAUACAAGCGACACCAGAAUCACAGUAUGCCAAACUGCUAACUGAUUUCCAAAUCCAAUCAGCAGGAGGCCUUCCCCUAGAACCAGAGGCUUACAAAGCUGCAUCCUGGACUGUCGAAGACCCGGAAAGCGGAAAGAGAACGGUAUACGAGAGGCAUUUAGUUAAGGAAACAUCAAGUGAAAGCAAAGAAACAAUUGUUAUAACUCAACAAAUCACACGUACGUUUGACUCUUCUGAGACAGCUUCAUCCAUUCAACGACUGAAAGACUCUAUGCACUCCGAUAAAAUGAGGUUCUUUGAUGGAGCCGAUGAGUGAAAUUACUUUAUGUAAAUUAUGUCAGAAGAUACAAACCCUUAUUAUCCCGCCUCAGUGGCUGGGGGGCUUUUGAAUAUCACUGUGACAGAAAGCGAGAUAGAAAACAGGUUUGGCAACUGCAAAAGACUGUUGGCAAAUGUAACUUACCAAUCAUAGGAAAUGAUCAGUGUUCAGGUGUUAACUUCAAUCUCUGGUAGCAUGUUGUUGACCUAUAAAGAGAUGGAUUAAUUAAAUGUACUGACAAUGAGAUUUAGUUGUUAAUAAGCUCUAUAAUUCAGUGCUUUUACUUCAAUUUAUGAAAGGACUUCACCAAAUAUCCUUGCUUAUUGUGGUACAAAACUAAAGUAAGCCAUGUGUUUUGCUUCUCAAAACGUAUAAUAUAUUUGUGGUUUCAUAGUUUUAAAUGUACAACAACUGUUUCAAAGUACUUGUGCGCUUCUUAUCGGAUGAUAAUCAACGAUGCAUUUGAUUUAAAAACUGUUUAUCUGAACAAAAUUGAUGUUACUGACAUUCCAAAAUGUUUACAAUAAUUUCUCUGUAAUGUUGACAGUUAAAAACACCUACAAUAUUAUAGGGCAGUAGGCAAUAUGACAAAAAAAUGAUGUACAUUUAUCUGCAGGAUAUUCUUGUUGCUGUGGCUAAAACGUAAAGAGACAACAGCAUUGCAAAGCUUAAAUGAAACGCUUAUGAUCAAAAACACCAAGUGUACUGCUACAAACUAUAUUUUGUAUUAAUAUUUUGCUUACAACCUAAUUUGCUACAGUACAAAUAUAUCCAGAGUUUGGUAUCUUUCAAUAUCACUGUACAACGUGGGAAUCUUAAACUAGCAGUGUAAAUAGCUUUUAAUGAAUCCAUGAAUUCUGAUGUAACAUGUUUGCAAAGUUAUACACAAUAAAUA